Molecule: messenger RNA, 3457 nt
Organism: Cajanus cajan (pigeon pea)
Lineage: Eukaryota; Viridiplantae; Streptophyta; Magnoliopsida; Fabales; Fabaceae
Product: Pentatricopeptide repeat (PPR) superfamily protein
Biological process (GO): RNA modification
Molecular function (GO): zinc ion binding; protein binding; RNA binding
Source: RefSeq, a predicted model, not a curated record
UGGUUUAAUGUAUCUAGUUUAUAUGUGAAUGUAUGAGUAAGUGUUUGGAAUGAAGAAACGUAGGUGAAAAGUAUGAAGCUUGUAACAAAGGCUAGGAAGCUUCGAUGCAUUGGCUACUGUUCUUCCUUUUCCACUUCCUCUCAAUAUUCUCACUCUCAAUUUCGUUAUGAUAAACGGAACAGUCUGAACCCAAUCAGCGAGGGUAACAAUUUUGAAGAAGCCAUUGAUGUUUUGUGUCACCAAAAGCGCGUCAAGGAAGCCGUUGAGUUGCUCCAUCGCACUCAUCAUCGGCCCUCUGCGCGCGCGUACUCCACGCUCAUUGCCGCUUGCAUUCGCCAUCGCGCUCUUGAACUGGGUCGGAGGGUGCAUGCCCACACCAAAGCUUCAAACUUUGUCCCCGGGACUUUCAUUUCCAACCGUUUGCUCGAUUUGUAUUCCAAAUGUGGGAGCAUUGCGGAUGCCCAGAUGCUGUUUGAUGAAAUGGGUCAUAGGGAUUUGUGUUCUUGGAAUACCAUGAUUGCUGCCUAUGCUAAACUUGGCCAGCUUGAGCAGGCAAGGAAACUGUUCGAUGAAAUGCCCCACAGAGAUAACUUUUCUUGGAACGCUGCGAUAUCUGGCUACGUCAGCCAUGAUCGGCCUCGGGAAGCUCUAGAAUUGUUUAGAGUAAUGCAGAAGCGUGAGAGGUCGAAUUCAAAUAAGUUUACCUUGUCUAGCGCCUUGGCUGCUUCUGCUGCCAUUCCUUGCUUGCGUCUUGGGAAGGAAAUUCAUGGUUACUUGAUAAGAACCGAGUUGAAUUUGGAUCAAGUGGUUUGGAGUGCUCUUUUGGAUUUGUAUGGCAAGUGUGGGAGUUUAGAUGAAGCUAGGGGUAUUUUUGACCAGAUGGUGGACAGAGAUGUUGUUUCAUGGACUACCAUGAUUCAUAGAUGCUUUGAAGAUGGAAGAAGAGAAGAGGGGUAUUCAUUGUUCAGAGACUUGAUGCAGUCAGGUGUUAGACCAAAUGAGUAUACGUUUGCUGGAGUUUUAAAUGCAUGUGCUGACCAUGCUGCUGAACACCUGGGAAAGGAGGUGCAUGGGUAUAUGAUGCGCGUAGGGUAUGACCCAUGUUCAUUUGCUAUAAGUGCCCUUGUUCACAUGUACUCAAAGUGUGGGAACACAAAAGUUGCAAGAAGAGUGUUCAACCAGAUGCCUCAGCCAGAUUUGGUAUCAUGGACUUCUCUAAUUGUUGGGUAUGCUCAAAAUGGUCAACCAGAUGAGGCUCUUCAUUUCUUUGAAUUACUUCUACAAUCAGGUACUGAGCCUGAUCAAAUAACCUUUGUUGGGGUUCUUUCGGCGUGUACUCAUGCUGGGUUAGUGGAUAAAGGGUUAGAAUAUUUCCAUUCAAUAAAGGAGAAGCAUGGGUUGAUGCAUACUGCAGAUCAUUAUGCAUGUGUUAUUGAUUUAUUGGCACGAUCUGGCCGAUUCAAAGAGGCGGAGAACAUCAUUGAUAACAUGCCCAUAAAGCCUGAUAAAUUCCUUUGGGCCUCCUUACUUGGGGGAUGUAGAAUACAUGGGAACCUUGAACUGGCUAAAAGAGCAGCAAAAGCAUUAUAUGUUAUAGAACCAGUAAAUCCAGCCACCUAUAUCACUCUGGCUAAUAUUUAUGCUAAUGCUGGUCGGUGGACCGAGGUAGCCAAAGUUAGAAAGGAUAUGGACAAUAGGGGGAUAGUGAAGAAGCCAGGUAAGAGCUGGAUUGAAAUUAAAAGACAAGUGCAUGUGUUCUUAGUAGGAGAUACAUCCCACCCGAAAACAAGUGAUAUACAUGAAUUCCUAGGAGAACUCUCAAUGAAAAUGAAGGAAGAAGGCUAUGUUCCUGACACAAACUUUGUGCUACAUGAUGUGGAGGAGGAGCAGAAAGAGCAAAAUCUUGUUUACCACAGUGAGAAGCUUGCUGUUGCCUUCGGAAUCAUUUCAACUCCUCCAGGAACUCCAAUCAAGGUUUUUAAAAAUUUAAGAACUUGUGUAGACUGUCACACUGCCAUCAAAUACAUAUCAAAGAUUGUUCAAAGAAAAAUAAUUGUGAGAGAUUCAAAUAGGUUUCAUUGUUUUGAGGAUGGAAGCUGCUCAUGUAAAGACUAUUGGUAAUACUCCACAUCAAUAGACACGCCAAACAUUGACUGAAUUGCUGUCCUUGAUCCUUGAUUCUGACAGAAUACACAGCCUUUAACAGUAGUGGCAUUGAUUAAAUUUUUUUUCCCUCCUUUUCUAUCAUUUAAAUGGUGUGUUGCUUUCAAGCGAAAUUGAUAGAUAUCCCACUGCUACCGGAUAUGAAAUGUUCAAUAAAGAUCGAGAUCUUCAUUAGGCAGGAACGGCCAUCGAGAGAUCUAUAAAACUGUACUGAUCACUACCCGCAUGCAUUGGCAUCGUUGGCUUUAUUUGGUAGUUCUGAGUUAUUGAGGCAAGUGGAGACUUAAAGCAAGGUCAAAUAUGUGUGGCAAUUUUCCAGACAAUAGUGUAUCUUUUUUUCUAUUCUCUUCAUUUUUUUUAUUCUAAUUGGUGCAGUUGGUGAGCAUUAUGCUGUCAUGUGUGGUUUGCCCUUCUUCUUAGCUGGGAACUGUGGAUUGGAGCUGUAAGACUCGUGUUUACCUUUACUUAACAUUAUAGUGAAUUGAGUCAUAUUGCACGUGCACCCUUAGAUCACGUCUUUUCUUUUAUUUAUCCCUACAUGCACCCAUUUUGUACCAUGUGUAGAUGGAUCAAAGCUUACACAUUAGAUGCGUGACCCAAUUAUCUAUUUCCCGAAUGAGUUUUGUGUUAAGCAUUGUAAUAGCAGUACAUCGUCAGGUCUCCCUUUAUCCAAAAAGCUUUUCUUGGAAAGUGCCUCAAAAGACAACCUCCUCUGAAGCACUUGUUCAAAAUGAGGAUUCAAAUAAUUUGAAGGACAAUCCAUGACUGAGAUGGAGGUAAAUUUUACUUUGUACUGACACCUGCUAAUGUCUGCAGUGAUGGUUCGGCUUCAGUUUUAAGUUCAAAGUUGGACAUUCAAUGUUGAAGAUCAUGGAUAGUUUCACUAUACAGAGUUGGUUUGACUUAAAAACAAAACAGCAUCAACGGUAGCUAGAUUCGUGGAUUUUGGUAUCACAGUCUUAACAAUAGAGAACUUAAAAUGAUUUUAACCCCGCAUUUUGCAGUAGGGGAUAUCAAUUAUAGACUGACUAGAGACAAAAGAUGUUUAUAAAUUGAAAUAUGUACAAUGCAUUUGCUCAAGCAAAGUUGACAUUUGUUCUGUUUUUCGAAAAUGUGUAGCGGAGAGAUAUUUGUUUGUGGUAAUUUCUAGGACCUAUCACUUAAUACUGUAAUUGGCAAUUUAUUUUACUAACAUCGUAGAGAGGUUGAAUCCCAAGCUCAUGUUGUAUGCACUACGUGUUUUUUACGGCAGGAAAAUGCUAAUUAACUAGGGAAAAGACAUUGAUUAGUUAAA